GACGGACAUUUCCGAAGAAGGGUCAGACGUGUGUGGUGCACUACACAGGGAUGCUACAGAACGGAAAGAAGUUUGAUUCCUCCAGAGACCGAAACAAGCCUUUCAGGUUCAAGAUUGGCAGGCAAGAAGUCAUUAAAGGUUUUGAAGAAGGCGUUACACAGAUGAGCUUAGGACAAAGAGCAAAGUUGACCUGUACACCUGAGAUGGCCUACGGAGCCACAGGCCACCCUGGAGUCAUCCCUCCCAAUGCUACUCUCCUCUUUGAUGUGGAGCUUCUCAGGUUAGAGUGAACCUUCUCGAGGGAGUUGGCCGGAGACAUCUGUCAAUAGUCAUCCAUUCUUUCUCCCCUUCCCAGCAGUAGAAGUUUUCACUGGAAUCCUGAUCUUCCCUGUUCAAGCUGUCAUGUUAAUAGCGCCUGGCCUUAGGCUUAGGUCCUUACGCCUUCUUUCUCUUUUUUUAACUUUGUGGUGUUUCUAUUUGCCUUUUAUUAGAAGCUUUGUUUUGAGAAAAAUGUCUACCGUUGUAACAUUUUCAAGUUGUACAUUUUAUUUAAUUUGCAUGUAAUAAAAGUUCACAGUGACGAUUGAGAAUAUAUAUAAAUAUAAAUAUAUAUAUAAUCCUUAUUGAAAAACCACUGCCUUACUGUACACUCAAACCAAGAAAAAAAAACAAAAAGGUGCUCAAAAAAUCCAGUGUACACCUUGUACAUGAACGGGCAUUAGCCAAACAGAGUUACCUGCGCUGCCACUUUUCUCAACUUGUACGUUCUGCUUGCUGCUGUUUUGAAAAAUACUGUUUCAUUUAAAAAUUAAAAAGUAUAUAUAAAACAAUAAAAUCUUGAUACUUUACAGUUUCUGUGUUUCCCAUUUUUCUGCUUUAAAGUCACUGGCCGUUGGAAUUCUUUUUAUCAGUGUAAAAGUUCUUCAAACUAUCAUCAGCCCAUUUGCUUGUCAAUUAUUUCUCUUCUUGUAUGAAACAUGCAUCAUGCCGCAUACCGCUUCUGUUCUAAAUUGCACAGCGGAAGAGCUCUGUGGGACCAAAGGAAACGAGGACCGUGACUGUAGGGGCUGUUGGGACAGACUAGUCCUCCCGACUCUCCACCUCCCCGUCCUCCUGAAGGCCCAUCAGCUCUGGCCAUAUUCUGGCUGCUGAAGAAGUGGAAAAUAAGCAGUGUUUCUCAAAGACAUUUAGUACUGGUCCAGUUCUACAGCUUUACAACAUUGAAACUUGUGUAAAAAUUUUCUGCUGGAACUGAGAUAGGCUAAAGAGAAGUAGAAUUAUACGCAUUCACCUCACAAAAUAAAUCGUAACUAUGGGAGGACGUGGCUGCUGGAGACGUCUUUUUUUAGGCUGCACUUUCUGGUUCUGUUUGCUUAACUGGUAAAUUUAAUUUGUACCUAGGCUUAUGGCACUUGAGACUGGGCAAUAUUUAUUUCAUUCAACAGUUAUGUUAAUUCACUAAGUGCUCAUUCCUCCUUUGUAGGUGCGGAAAUGUGUAGAGUCAUUUGCCCAGUUUUAGGAGGAGAACCUAACUAAGCAAAGCUGUCUCCAUGCUGUUAGUUUGCAAUGGCCUAAACUUAAUUUCUGGCAUACUGAGCUUGUUAAACUGUCUCUUAUUACUGAGUUAAAUUGCCCUUUUUCUCUUGAGUAUAGAAAAAUGAACAUAUCUAGGUAUUUUUUUAUUUGAUUAUAAACUGUUUGCAUAUUUUUCAACUACUGGAUUUUUGAUAGAAACAUACGAGGCAAUUGAUUCACUGUUUUCUCGUGUGAGUCUAUAUAAGAAAAAUACAUCUAGCAUGAGGAGGCAGACUGCAAAGCUUCAAGCAAAUAGGCAGUGAGAUGAUACCUCCUAGAGAGCAAAUAUAAAAUGAACACAGAAAAUCCAGAUUGGCAGUGUGAUCACCAGUGACUACAGAUCUGGCUUCUUUCUCUAGAUAGUCAUCUUAGCCACAAAGCAGCAUUUUAGCUUGUUAAUACAUAAAUAAAUAAUCCCAUCUCUUACAAGCUAUUAUCCCCAAUGAUAGGAAUAAACCUUUUUUUUUCUUUUUGGUGGAAAUCUAUGGUCAUUGUAGCAACUAGACUGCGCUUUAUCUACGUGUUUCGUUAAUAGGUCUGUUAUUUAGGAUAGAGUAAUUUUAUGCUAUUAAACAAUAAAUUUCCUGUUAGUAAAGAAGAAAUUAGACUCGUCUGAUGCCCACAAGCUCUCCCAGCUUCUUUUGAAAGGUCACGAUCGCUUUUGCGCUUCCCCACCUCGGGGACUAGCCUUGAUUUCAGCACGAGGUUGCACAUCGCAGUCUGCGUUGCAGCAGUUUUACACGUGAGCUCCUUUAGACUUUGUGGGUCCGUGUAAUGUAGUCCCAUCGCUCCCGCCAAACACUGUUUGACUUGGCACACUGUUCUAAAGCCUCUCCUAUCAUACCCCAUUUUAAGCUAGUUGCUCAUUUAAAAAAAAAAAAAAAAAGAGGUCUGGUUUGGGAGCUUUCUUGAGCUUCUCUGAAGUGAACAACAAUGCAAAGAACUGAUUUAGCUUACCUGGAACGACCUCGUUUUCCUUGUACGCCUUCGUUGUCUGUUGAUCCCAUUGAGGCUCUGGCAAACCUCUGCUGUGUCUAAAGCCAUAGCUAUGGCAUCACUCUACCUGAAAGCUUUUGCUGGGGUCCUUAUCAAUGGAAAACAUCUUCCAGCUGGGCUUUAAGAGCUGAUCGUACUCACUCGGUCAUUUCCUCUCUAUUUGAAGAGCUGCUGUGCACUUACCUUUCCUAUUGCCCUCAGCAGUACAGCACUGCUAUUACUGAGUCUGUAAAACUCUUAUUACGGCUGGUUGAUGAAGCUCUCUCCCACACCACCCUUCCUCUUCAGAGGCCUCUGUUGGAA
Struthio camelus australis is the source of this 2874-nucleotide messenger RNA. Lineage: Eukaryota; Metazoa; Chordata; Aves; Struthioniformes; Struthionidae. The record is from RefSeq and is a predicted model, not a curated record.